Molecule: messenger RNA, 1336 nt
Organism: Ilex paraguariensis (yerba mate)
Lineage: Eukaryota; Viridiplantae; Streptophyta; Magnoliopsida; Aquifoliales; Aquifoliaceae
Source: the annotation of a GenBank genome assembly
UCUAAUUCCUCAUUACGAUCCAAUUUCAGCGAGAGCGAGAGCGAGAGAAUUGAGUCAGAGAGAGAGAGAUGGAGAAAUCAUCGUCGUCAGCGAUGGAGGCAUUCGAAAAGCUAGAGAAGGUGGGAGAGGGAACCUAUGGGAAAGUGUACAGAGCGAGAGAGAAGGCCACGGGGAAAAUCGUGGCACUGAAGAAAACCAGACUCCAUGAGGACGACGAAGGUGUCCCUCCCACCACUCUUCGCGAGGUCUCCUUGCUGCGUAUGCUCUCUAGGGAUCCCCAUGUUGUCAGACUGAUGGAUGUCAAACAAGGCCAGAACAAGGAAGGGAAGACAGUUCUCUACUUGGUGUUUGAGUACAUGGACACUGACCUCAAAAAAUUCAUCCGAAGCUUCCGUCAAACAGGAGAGAACAUUCCUACCAAAAACAUCAAGAGCUUGAUGUACCAGCUUUGUAAGGGUGUUGCUUUCUGCCACGGUCAUGGAGUACUGCACAGGGACUUGAAGCCUCACAAUCUCUUAAUGGACCGAAAAACAAUGAUGCUUAAAAUUGCAGAUCUUGGAUUGGCUCGAGCAUUUACACUUCCUAUCAAGAAGUACACUCAUGAGAUAUUGACCCUUUGGUAUAGGGCUCCUGAGGUCCUUCUGGGGGCUACCCAUUACUCAACAGCAGUCGACAUCUGGUCUGUUGGCUGUAUAUUUGCUGAACUAGUCACAAAGCAAGCACUUUUCCCGGGAGAUUCUGAGCUGCAGCAGCUGCUCCACAUUUUCAGAUUGUUGGGUACUCCAAAUGAAGAAGUCUGGCCAGGAGUAAGCAAUCUAAUGAACUGGCAUGAAUACCCCCAGUGGAGCUCUCAGCCACUGUCAUCAGUCAUUCCCAAUCUGGAGGAGGAUGGCCUAGACCUGCUGUUGCAAAUGUUGCAGUAUGAACCAUCUAAGCGGAUUUCGGCAAAGAAAGCUAUGGAACAUCCUUACUUUGAUGAUCUAGACAAGACCUAUCUCUAAAUAUCACUGACCCCACCAGCAAUCAAUGGAGUACUUGGUUUUGGAUUAAUGCUGUGAUGAUAUAUGGUCAGCUUAAUGAGGCUGUAGCUAAUUUCUUGCUUUUCUCAAGCAUUUAUAACUCCUGGCAGAAAAUUUUUAUCAAGAUUGCGUGUAUCCUAAGUUCAAAUACAAUUGCUUGUUGAUUACAUUUGGUUUUAAUGGUAUCAAACAGCUUAAUGAGGCUCUGUAGCUAAUUUUCUUACUUUUCUCAAGCAUUUAUGACUCACUGCCAGAAAAAAUUUAUCUAGAUUGCUUGUAUCCUAAGUUCAAAUCCAAUUGCUUGUUGAUUACAUUUG